Messenger RNA from Pollicipes pollicipes, 1308 nucleotides. Its product is annotated as contactin-2. Gene Ontology annotation, molecular function: protein binding. The transcript is spliced from 4 exons. Lineage: Eukaryota; Metazoa; Arthropoda; Thecostraca; Pollicipedomorpha; Pollicipedidae. Gene Ontology annotation, biological process: axon guidance; cell-cell adhesion. The record is from RefSeq and is a predicted model, not a curated record. Gene Ontology annotation, cellular component: plasma membrane; axon. The coding region runs from base 73 to 987 and encodes 304 amino acids.
UGCCGCCCAGCUAACGGUGGGUCGACUCGGCAGUCCGGCGGCAGUGACGAAAGCGGCCGCACCGCGGCCGACAUGGCGCUCCACACGGCCCUAGUGGCCGCCCUCUGCUGCAUCACCGCCGCCGCGCCGCCAGCGGCGCCCUACACGGACAGUCUGACAGCGGUGGCGUCCGAGGCGACGGUGCUGCCGUGCGGCGGCGACCAGCGCGACCAGGAGCCGCCUGCGGCCGUCGCCUGGCACCGGCGGCCCGUCGGCGGCAGCGCCCAGCCGGCCGCCGGCGCCGGCUACACCGUGCGCCCGGACGGCAGUCUGCUCCUGCAGAGCGUGCGGCCCGACGACGAGGGUCGCUUCACGUGCACCGACGCCGCCACCGACCGGCUUAUCGCCGUCUACGACCUCAAGGUGCGCCGGCCGAGCGUGGUGCGGAUCGAGUCGAACGCCGCCGGCGGCGCGCUGGCUGAGGGCGCCACGUUCCGCCUGUCGUGCCGCGUGCUGACCGACAACGCGGCGCACGCCGCCACGCUGCUGGUGUGGCACGACGACGCGCUGCUGGACCCGGACCACCCGCGGCUCACACUCAACGCCCAGCGGCCGCGCAACGCCUGGCACCUGAGCGUGGCGAAUGUGACGCGCGCCGACGCCGGCAGGUACAUCUGCCGCGCCAAGACGUACUACGACCGGGCUGAGGCGACCGCGCAGCUGAUGGUGGCGCCGCGCGUGGCCGCCAACUGCAGCAGCAGUUCGGCAGAGCUACGCUGGAGCGCUGACGCACCCGCGCCCGACGGUUUCGUGGUGCGCAUGAUGGUGGGCGGCACCGUGGCCGACGAGGCGCUCGUGCCGGGCGACAUGACCUCGGUCGAGGUGUCCGCCCUGGAGCCGGGCUCGCACGUGCAGUUCGAGGUGGAGGCGGCCGAGUCGGGCGCCGUUCCCGGCCACGCCAGCUGUGCUGUGCCGACGCUCAACGCCACGGCACCGCCCAACGCGUAGGGCACAGGGCGCCGGCGGGACGGCGCGGGUCCAACCGCUGCCAGCGCUGCUGUUGUUACGCAUCGUCAGUGAACAUCUCUCGUUUUGUUACUGCAUACGUUGUUAUGUCUCCGAAGAGACACUCAUUCUGUUGAAUGUGUCCAUGGCGUAGCCCGGAUACCACCACGCAGACGUGUGCGCGACUGCGGAAGGAAUUGGGAUCGACUCCGGAAUCGCCAGCAUUUCCGUUGAGUCAGGGUGGGCUUGAUUCUUUUGACUUAUGUGAGCCAGAGUCGUCAGUCGGAGUUAUAUCAAUAAAGUCGACGGUGAGUGGAUUCAAAA